UACUCGAUCCUCUUUGAUCCCAAAGUUUUCAUUUCUUUUAAUUAUAUUUGUUGCAGGAUAUUAAAACCAGUGAUUUCUAGGGUUUGAUUUGAUUAAGACACGAUCGCAGAGAAAGUAGAAUCAAUCGUGGAAGAAGGGAAGGGAAGGGAAGGGAUAUUCGAAACCCUAAUUUCGAUCGUAUCCCCAACUUUUUUCUGAUUCAGUGAGAGUUUGAAAUCAAAGUUUGAUUUUUUCUCUUCUGGGUUUCGACCUGAUGGGUUUCUUAAAGAAGUUAACGGGGAUUUUCGGGUUCGGGCACAACGAUGGUGGGCACGGAGCUGCGAGAGAUGAAGAUGGUGGAGGGGAUAACACUGGAUCAGUCUCUGAGGACGGAGAUAAACGCCGGGAGGGUAAUCAGCCGAGGUUCCGCGAUACCGGACUUCCAAGGAGAGGUUUUGGAGUACCGGUUCAAGUCGCCGUUGAACGGUCUAAUGCUGCUCCUAUUCUUCAGCCUUGUGCUGCUUCUGACGGUGGAGUUCAGGGACUACGAUGGUACUCAAUGCGGCUAAGGAUUGAUGAAGAUGGAGAUGUUGCAGAUGAGUUCUUGGAAGAUGAUAACUGUAAGACUUUGCCCAGAAAAUGCAAAACAAAAGCUGCAAAAGUGAGAGGUUUAGUGAUAUCUUCUGAUGGGAAACUUCAGCCAUUAAUGCAUUGAACAGUGAACACCAAGGAUAAAUAUUUACUGAUUAGUGUGUGAUUGAAUCAAAGAAAGGUUAGAAUCUGGUUUUCAUUUAGCAAUUCAAUCUCGAUAUAAAAUCGAUUAGAUUCUGGUUGUUGAUACUUGAGAACUUGAAAUGUUUUGUAACUGUGAAUUUUGUUUUUGAAAAUAGACAAGUGAAUUGUGUGAAAACGUGUGAGCAAUUGUUGGAGGUGUGUAGCACGACAAGUUGUAUACAGGACCUCUUAUUUAGCUAAAAGAUUAUGUUCUUAGUUGUUUA
Messenger RNA from Brassica napus (rape), 977 nucleotides. RefSeq lists its product as uncharacterized. The transcript has 2 exons. NCBI's taxonomy places the organism in Eukaryota, Viridiplantae, Streptophyta, Magnoliopsida, Brassicales, Brassicaceae. The record is from RefSeq and is a predicted model, not a curated record. Bases 254 to 694 code for a protein of 146 amino acids.